CCCGCCCAGCCGCCUUCCUCUCCGCGCGCCAAAGUCAAAGUGCGGGUCCCGCCGGCGCGAGAUUGACGCUACAACCCCGAGCCGCCGGUACCGCCGUGUUCCUGCAGGUCCCGCGCCCGAGCCGUCUGGAGCGAGGCAUGGCCACCCCACCUAAGAGGUUCUGCCUUUCUCCCUCGACCCGCAUCAAGAAGGUCUCCAUCGAGGGGAACAUCGCUGCUGGGAAGUCAACGUUUGUGAAUAUCCUAAAGCAAGUCUGUGAGGACUGGGAGGUGGUUCCUGAGCCUGUCGCCAGGUGGUGCAAUGUACAGAACACUCAAGAUGAAUUUGAGGAAUUGACAACGUCUCAGAAGAGCGGUGGGAAUGUUCUUCAAAUGAUGUAUGAGAAACCUGAACGGUGGUCUUUUACCUUCCAAUCAUACGCCUGUCUCAGCCGGAUCCGAGCUCAGCUUGCCUCUCUCAAUGGCAAGCUCAAAGAUGCAGAGAAACCUGUAUUAUUUUUUGAACGAUCUGUGUAUAGUGACAGGUAUAUUUUUGCAUCUAAUUUGUACGAAUCUGACUGCAUGAAUGAAACAGAGUGGACGAUAUAUCAAGACUGGCAUGACUGGUUGAACAGCCAGUUUGGCCAAAGCCUUGAGUUGGAUGGAAUAAUUUAUCUUCGAGCCACUCCAGAAAAAUGCUUAAACAGAAUAUAUAUACGGGGAAGAAAUGAAGAACAAGGCAUUCCUCUUGAAUAUUUAGAGAAACUUCACUAUAAACACGAAAGCUGGCUCCUUCACCGGACUCUGAAAACCAACUUUGGUUAUCUCCAAGAGGUGCCUAUCCUCACACUGGAUGUUAAUGAAGACUUUAAAGACAAACACGAAAGUCUGGUUGAAAAGGUCAAAGAAUUUUUGAGUACUUUGUGAUUGCACAGGAGACAACAAAAUGUUUCCAGAUACUUCAGUUUUUUGUAUUACCAUUGCUUGUGAUUCAUACAAAAGCCUUUACAAGAUUCAAGUUUUUAAACCAUUUUUUGUUUUAAGAAAAACCCCUUUUCUUUAUAUAUGUAUAUAUAGUUUAUUUAAUAUUUGUAAUCGUGUGUAAGACUUUGCGUUCCUCCUUUACUCCCUUACAUUCUUCUCUUCUGCUUGUCUUUCCACAGUUUUACAUCAGGGGUGUGUAUAUCUCACCACAGGAAGUCUGGAGGUAGAUUUUCCUAGAAUCAGUGCAGUGAGUGGAUAGAUGCUCCAACAGGCCCCGCCCUCUCUGCCUUCUCAGUUGUUAUCCUGAGUACAAGCUGAGAAGUGGAGUUUGGGGAGUCCCUGGAGCAGGGGUGAGGAGGCGUUUGCUUGGUUUUCUUCCUGUUCCUUUUGGUUUUGUUGGAGAUGGAAGCUCUACAGAACUCUCUCCAGCCUUUGAUGUUUUGUUUUCAUUAAGUGCCUCUCCUGCUCUGCUUAAUGGUGAGGAUAGGCCCAUGCUAGCGUCACCACAGUUCACUACUGUGUCUGGUGCGUUUGUAGAGGAGGAGGGUAAACUCUUUCCCGUUUGGUAUUGGUAUCACUCUAUAAGUGUUUUAAUCUUUAAUCUGUUUCUUUGUCUGGGAUGAGUACUCAGUUUUAUUUACGUAAAAUUUUGGGCCAGAAGAAAUCUUUGUUUAAGAGGUAGCUAAGCUAAGAAGUUUAUUUCCUGAGUAUAAAGCUUCGUUAAAAUAGGUACUGCUUUCCUCAGACGACUGCAGUUAAAAUGCUUGUUUAAAUUAGAUUUGUUUUUUUUAAAGAUAGGGUCUCUACACACCCCUAGCUGUCCUGGAACUCACUAUGUAGGCCAGGCUGGCCUGGCCUUGCUUGCACUCACAGAGAUCCUCACUCUGCCUCCCUCCCUAUUCCCACCGCUCAGAUAAGGUGUGUAACACCACACCUGACUCCGGUUUUUUUUUAAAUCAUUUGAGGUGCAAGUACAGAUUUUCCUAUUUUUCUUUUAGUUUCCUAACUCAAUUUCUUUAGUUUUCGUGAAAAAUGAUGAUAGAACAGGUGAAGGCUUUCCAUUUUUCCCCGUAGGGCCUGUGUUGAUGAGUGGUUCUCUCUUUAGCUUUCUACGUGGUGAGACACUGAGAAGCCUCUCCGUCCGAUCAACCCCACCUCUCACCACACGGCAGACAUGUUCCCUGCUCUGUCUGAAGUUAGUGGAGUCUGCCGACUUGAGAUUUAAGUCACAUUUCUGCCGAGAGUGCUGUGGUCACACUGUGCUUCGUAGAUUGCUUGCUUUGUAGAAUUUUUUCUUAAUUUUUUUUUGUAGUCACAGAGAAAUUACUGAUAAAGCGAUUUUUCUUUAUAUUUAGUGCAUCAUGGAAAUGUUACAAUUUUGUUGAACUAGGAAAUAAAAUUAACAAAUACCGUGUGGCUUAAAGCUCCCAUUAAUAAUGCCUGUAUCUCUAAACUGCUUUCAUGUUUAGUUGUAAAGUAUGCUUAUGUAUAAUUAACGAAGGUUUUUUCCUUUUUAUUGUUUUUUUUUUUUGUCCGCUGUAGUUUUUAAAGUUAUAAUGUACAUUAUUUCUACCAAGUAAUUAACCUAUCUAAUUCAUAUUAGGGAAAAUUAUAAUUUCUUGAAACAAAGAAUUGCAUUUAUUUUGAAGCUCUAAUUUUUCUUUCUAAAAUGUUACCUUUUAUUUUUGGUUUCUUAUUUGAAGAUGAUAAUUUAGUGGGUUAGCACGGACAGUAGCCCUGACCUUUGAAAAGAGGACGCAAUUUCAAGUCUGUAAUAACCAUAACCCAUUUUGUGAUAUUUGUGAUGUUGUUUUUUUGUUGUUGUUGUUGUUUGAUAUAAAUAAAUUUGCCAAUUUAAAUAUUUGUCAAUAAAUGAAUUUAACUUCCUCGAA
Molecule: messenger RNA, 2854 nt
Organism: Grammomys surdaster
Lineage: Eukaryota; Metazoa; Chordata; Mammalia; Rodentia; Muridae
Gene: Dck
Product: deoxycytidine kinase
Exons: 7
Coding region: 138-905 (255 amino acids)
Biological process (GO): nucleobase-containing compound metabolic process
Cellular component (GO): mitochondrion; cytoplasm
Molecular function (GO): ATP binding; deoxycytidine kinase activity
Source: RefSeq, a predicted model, not a curated record